Myxocyprinus asiaticus (Chinese sucker) is the source of this 3175-nucleotide messenger RNA. RefSeq names its product repressor of RNA polymerase III transcription MAF1 homolog. The record is from RefSeq and is a predicted model, not a curated record. The coding region runs from base 1295 to 1927 and encodes 210 amino acids. Gene Ontology annotation, cellular component: nucleus. The transcript has 7 exons. Gene Ontology annotation, molecular function: RNA polymerase III core binding. Gene Ontology annotation, biological process: negative regulation of transcription by RNA polymerase III. NCBI's taxonomy places the organism in Eukaryota, Metazoa, Chordata, Actinopteri, Cypriniformes, Catostomidae.
CGUAUGGCCCAGACACAAAGACUACAAGAGUUCAAAUUGAAUGAAAUCCCAGAUGCAGUUUAUUGUGCUACUCCAAUCCCAUUCAGUAAUUACCAGAAGGAAAAAAGUGGUACACAAUAUGGGACUUUUAAUUAUAAAGAAGCUGAAAUACACAUGGGACUCUUAUUUUGAAAUGUCUGUGCUCACUGAUGGCUGAUUCGUUGAGAAAGUGAAUCUGAUUCAUACUGCUAACCUGAGCUCCUGAGUUCACACCCUCUGUUCUUUUCAGGUGAUUCAUGAAAAAGUUCCGGUUCAAAAGAGUCAUUUGUUCAAGACUCUCUCGCGCUGGGUUUGUUGCGUGUGGUGCAGCGAGCUCGUCAGAAACAGAACUGGUGAAAAGUGGCAUGAGGCACACUAAAGAUGAAUUCAGUAACUCAUGAUGAUAUCUGACAAAACUGCAUAUAAACGCACAACCCGACUGUCGCCAUUGGUGAUUAGAUUUUAAAUUAUUGUCGCAAUCAAUUAUUUUUGGUCGCUAUAGAACUAUUAAUUAUGUAGGCUAUAUAUGAUAAUACAAGAUAAUGUGUUAACGUGAACAUUACUACACCCAUAUUAGCUACAAUUCUUAACAGUUUAUUGUGUAUUAUGUAUGUAUUAGUAUACAUUUGUAUGUAUUAGAAUAUAUUUCAGUCUGGAGCCCUGCUCCUGCAGCAAAGCACCCCCACAACAUGAUGCUGCCACCCCCGUGCUUCAUGGUUGGGAUGGUGUUCUUUGGCUUGCAAACCUCACCCUUUUUCCUCCAAACAUAACAAUGGUCAUUAUGGCCAAACAGUUUAAUUUUUGUUUCAUUAGACCAGAGGACAUUUCUCCAAAAAGAUCUUUGUCCACAUGUGCACUUGCAAACUGUAGUCUGGCUUUUUUAUGGUGGUUUUGGAGCAGUGGCCUCUUCCUUGCUGAGCAGCCUUUCAGGUUAUGUCGAUAUAGGACUCGUUUUACUGUGGAUAUAGAUACUUGUCUACCUGUUUCCUCCAGCAUCUUCACACGGUCCUUUGCUGUUGCUCUGGGAUUGAUUUGCACUUUUCACACCAAAUUUCGUUCUUCUCUAGGAGACAGAAUGCGCCUCCUUCCUGAGCGGUAUGAUGGCUGCAUGGUCCCAUGGUGUUUAUACUUGCAUACUAUUGUUUGUAUAGAUGAACCAGACUUGUGGAGGUGCACAGUUUCUUUUUUCUGAGGUCUUGGCUGAUUUCUUUUGAUUUUCCCGUGAUGUCAAGCAAAGAGGCACUGAGUUUAAAGGAUAGAGAGUUAUUCAUGUAAGAUGGCUGGUGAUGACAAGCACAUGUUUAAGCAGUUCUGUCAGGAGGGGGAACCGCACAUACUGGAAGCUUUGUCUCCCCCUCAGUCCAGCAGUGCUCCAAGUCCUAACCUAUUGGGGAAGAGUGGGGAGGAAGGCGAGAACCCACUAAGUGAUAAAUGUUGCAGGAAGACUUUGUUCUAUCUCAUCACCACCCUGAAUGAGUCGUUCCGGCCUGAUUACGACUUUAGUGCUGCCCGUGCCCAUGAAUUUAGCAGAGAGCCCAGCGCUAACUGGGUGGCUGACUCGGUUAACAGCAGCCUUUAUUCCGCUGUGGGGGAGCAGUUCAACACUUUGGGGCCAGAACUGUGGAAUGCCAUUGACCAAGAGAUAAACCUGCAGAGCUGUGACAUCUAUAGCUACAACCCAGACCUUGACUCUGACCCCUUCGGUGAGGAGGGCAGCCUGUGGUCCUUCAACUACUUCUUUUACAACAAGAAACUAAAACGCAUCGUUUUCUUCACUUGCCGCUCAGUCAGUGUCCUCAGUAGUUAUGGUCGUAGUGGCCUUGAUAAUGAGUUAGACAUGGAGCUGGAUGACGAAGAGGAAGUGGAUGGUUUCAUGGAAGACAGGUUUCCCCGAGCUCUGUGUGUCUAAAUCUUCUUUAGGGAUGUCAACCUGAACUUUAGCCAAAGGGCCUCAUUGUUUACCACCUCCUUACUUUUUUGUUGAAUUCAUCCAUUGAUUAGGAGGGAAAAAACUUUCAAAAGCUUUCUUUGUUGGAAUGUUUUUUAUUUUUUUUUUUUUUUAAAUGUGUGAUUCAUUUUGCUCGGUUCUGUAAGGCCUGAAAAGGGGAAUUUGUAAAAGUUAAAUUUAGACCUAUUUGUCCUUAAGAUGAUCAAAGACUGGCUGACAAGAAAUUCAAGAGAGCUGCUUGGUUUGACAUGGACUCAUUUAGGCAUGGGCUAAGACACAAACCAUGUAAAAACUACACUAAAAACCAAUUUUUCCAAUUUUUCCCAGGAAAUGUAACCAUAGCAGCAUUUUCAAACACCUGCAUUUUGACAACAGAGACUAGAUGUUGACACAUUCAAGACAUAUUUUUUUUUUUUUUUUUUUUUUUUUUUUUACACAAAGACCAUGUGAGCCACCAUUUCUGGACCUUGAAUCUCUAAAUGUUUUCCGGAAUUGUCUUUUUUUUUUUUUUUAACUCUGUAAAGUUUGAAGUUUAUGUGUGUUAAUUUUGUCUUUAAGUUUCUUAGUCUACUGUGUGAAAGCUUUAAUAACUUCGUUUAUGAUACCACAAGACUUUCACACUGUUUAUCAGAUUUUAUUUUUUUAUUUUUUUGCCUUGUUUCUAUAUAUUAGCUUAAAAAAAAAAAUGUAGUUUUUAAAUUGAAAUUGCUGUCUUAUCAGCAUUCAGCAAUUUCACUAUACACUGAACUGAUUCUAUCCGUUCACUCUUUUUGUUGCUGGCUUUGUCAUUCUGGUACUGCUGUACCUGCUAAAAUUGUUUCUAGUAUGAUAUAUCCAUAUAUAGUCUUUCUGUUCAGCAGUAUUUAGAGCAGUGCUAGAUUGUAUAUGUAAUUUAUCUUCGCCCUCUUUUUGGCAUGCAUUUGAAUAAAUCGACUCCAUCUUGCUACUUUGGCAUAGCUAAAAUGUAAACGAAUGAACCAAACAUCAAAGCUUUCAAAGCUGAAGUUUCUGAAUGUGUCUGUUUCUUAUAACAUUAUAAAUUUGUUUUUACCGCUGUUUUGAAGUGGAUAGACAAAUUUGAAUAGAAUAUACUUCUUGUAGCCAUUUUAGCAUUUAAACAGGCAUUUAUUAUAUUGAUAACUUUUAAGGAUUAUUGUGCAUCUGUGACUUGGGGGGGGGGGGAAUAAAUGUUUUGUGUUAUUUACAGUA